UUUCACAAUCUUAUAAUUUAGGAAAAAAAGUCAACACACGAUGACCAGUUACACGGAUAAGGGACCGAAGCCAGAAGGGGGGAAAUUUCUUAACUUCGAUCACUUGACGUUUUGGGUCGGUAAUGCAAAGCAGGCGGCUAGCUUCUACUGUGCGAGAAUGGGGUUUGAACCCGUGGGCUACCGUGGUUUGGAGACUGGCACACGGGACAAAGCAUCGCACGCAGUCAGACAAAAUAAGAUUGUCUUCGUAUUCGAGUCAGCCUACGAGCCUGACAACGAGGAAAUGGCGGUUCAGCUUACUCGGCACGGCGACGGAGUUCAUGAUGUGGCCUUUACCGUUGAAGACAUCUACACCAUCGUCAAGAUCGCAAGGGAGCAUGGCGCAAGAAUCGUGCGUGAUGUGUGGGAAGAACAAGACGAAUUUGGCAUCGUCCGGUUUGCCACUGUUCAGACUUAUGGAGAUACGCAACAUACGUUUGUGGACCGAAGUAACUACACGGGCCCAUUCCUUCCCGGGUUCAAGACCACAAAGAAAGAUCCAAUUGUAGCACUCCUGCCGCCUAUUAAACUAAAUUUUAUUGAUCACGUUGUUGGAAAUCAACCAGAUAAUGAGAUGGAAAAUGUUGCAAAAUGGUAUGAACAGUGUCUACAGUUCCAUAGAUUUUGGUCAGUGGAUGACACGCAACUGCACACUGAGUAUUCGGCGCUCAGAUCUAUAGUCUUAACAAACUGGGAAGAGACUGUAAAAAUGCCGAUCAAUGAACCAGCACCAGGAAAAAAACGAUCUCAGAUUCAAGAAUUCGUUGAAUAUUACGGAGGAGCUGGUGUUCAGCACAUAGCUCUGAAUACCAGUGACAUAAUUGCAGCCAUUGAAAACCUGCGUACCCGAGGUAUGGAAUUCCUCGAUGUGCCAGAUAGCUACUACGAAAUGUUGAGGGAUCGUCUUAAAAAUAGCCGCGUACAAAUUACAGAGGACUUGAGUAUACUGCAGAAAUUGAAGAUUCUUAUCGACUACGAUGACGAUGGUUACCUACUUCAAAUAUUUACAAAAAAUAUGCAGGAUAGACCAACACUUUUUAUAGAAGUAAUUCAGCGACACAACCAUAACGGAUUCGGUGCUGGGAACUUCCAAGCAUUAUUUGAAGCUAUUGAAGUUGAACAAGCAAAACGUGGCAACCUCUAAAACUUCAAAAAAGUUCGAACAAUAUUCAAUAAUAGUUAAUUAUUGAAAUGCCAUUUCUAGUACGUAGCUUUUAUCAUUAAGUUAUAUUUUAUAAGCUAUAUAGCACUUUGAUAAUAAACUGAAUGCUUUUGACGCGA
Molecule: messenger RNA, 1320 nt
Organism: Diprion similis
Lineage: Eukaryota; Metazoa; Arthropoda; Insecta; Hymenoptera; Diprionidae
Gene: Hpd
Product: 4-hydroxyphenylpyruvate dioxygenase
Exons: 12
Coding region: 41-1183 (380 amino acids)
Biological process (GO): L-tyrosine catabolic process
Cellular component (GO): Golgi membrane; endoplasmic reticulum membrane
Molecular function (GO): 4-hydroxyphenylpyruvate dioxygenase activity
Source: RefSeq, a predicted model, not a curated record